UUAGAAGAGUUUUUAGAGAGCCUGUCCAAUGUGGCUUCUUCUAAAGCACUUUUGUAAUAGUUAGUGCUUUUAAAAGUUUAGCGUUCAAAUAAAAAUUAAGGUAGCUUUUUUCGAAAGUUUUCUAUAGAAGUAGAAGCAAAAGUCAUUUCAAAUUGACCCUUAAUGGUUAAUACAUAGCCACGGGCAUGAUCCUUAGCCAUGGCUUGGUCAUGUUUGACCCAACCCAGUAUGUUCUGUGCCAACGGCUACACACAGAGGCCUAUGUAGUGGUAGCAAUAGGCUAAGCUGGUCUGCCCAUGAGCUUGGCUAUUCAAAGUAGCUUACGUUCGUUCAAGCACGAGCUGACGAGUCCAGUUGAUGAGAUAAUUUUUUUUUUUUUUUUAGACCUUUUUUUUACAUUUUUUACAAACCCACUGGCUUGGGAAAUUUAGGCUCGUUGGUCGUGCCCACGACUCGACUCGUCCAAUGAACCCUCAUUCCGAGCUGUCCAUAGGUCAAGCUUUCAAGUUGAAGAACUACUUGACCCUUUUGUACAUGCCCUGCAUGGCUCAAGUUGUGCUGUGGAGGAACAGUGCUACACUUACACAGAGCAGUGUAGUCCAUCCCCAUAAAAUAUUCACAUGGGGCCACUCUUAUGUGACUACCUUGUAGAACAUCUAUGAGAAAAUUCCCAGUCUAGAGGGCAUUUUCCAAUAUCUAAUGAUAUGUCGGGAUUUACUAAUAACUGCAGGCUAGUCUCCGAACUUAGUGUUGUUUCGUUUGUCACUAAAUCUUUUUUGGUUUCAAAAUUAAUUAUUGAGCUUUCAUUUUGUUGUUUUACUUUAGGAACUCUGUAUUCAUUAAUGCAAUUUUAUUUGAACCAAAAAUUGUAAAUGAGAAAAAAUUAAAAACAUAUGACAGGUAGGAAAAAUUUCAAGAACAAACAAGAGUCUCAAUUAAGUACGUGGUACACGAACCCUUCAGACGUGUAACAUUGAUACAACUGCGUGUAAAACCUAGUAAGUCCACCGAUUGCCAACAUUCUCAAACCUCUGCACCCCUCAAAUUCGCCCUAAAUGAAAUUUCCCAUUAAUUGGUUUAUGAAUUUUAUAGUUCGAAUUCCAUUCAAUUAUUAUGAGUAUUCUGGUGAUAUUUGAUGUCAAUUUAAUUUAAAUGUUAUAAAUAUUCGAUUAUCACGGUCCUUCCUACCGUGGCGAAUGUGUUGUUGAAUUUCGAAUUUUCAUUCUUAUGUAUCAAAAUUUGGAAAUCUCUAUCUAUCAAUUUCAUUUGAAUUAUUGAUAUUUUCCAUUUUUACAGAUUAAUUUGCCAUAACAAUCCAAAUCUGUAAGUGUCCCAAUUCCUGAAGAUCACCAUUAGCUGGCACUGCCAAAUUUUCCCUCUUCUCAAUAUUCUGCAGUCCCCAUCCCCUAUAUAAUAAACAACCUACACCCAUGCACAACCGCAUUCAAACCCUCACAAUUUUUCCAUUAUGCAGACUCCAGAAUUGGGUGAUUACAUUGGGGUGGAGAGUUGUGUUGAUAUGAAAACUGACCUGGAUACGGACGUCGCUGGUCGGAGUAUGAAUAAUCGGCGGCGGGAAAUGAGUCGAGAAACGGCGGAGAAAAUUUAUCCGCCACCAAUUCCGUGGCUGGCGCGCACUGGAAAUUUUCCAUCUCACAUGCCGUGGGUGAUGAAUAAGUAUUAUACGAAUGAUGGGAGAUUGAUUAUCAGAGAAGAAAAAGUGAAGCGCCAUGAGUAUUUCGAAGCGCACAGGUCCAAUGGUAGGCUGAUACUGAAUUUAAUACCCUCUGACGACGAAGUUGAUGACGAUGAUGAUCAGAUUGAUGAAAUCGACGGACAGGAUACAAGAACAGAAGAAGAUCAGAUGGAGGAGAAUGAAGAAAUGGUGAUGGAGGAGUCUGAUCAAUGUGGAGGUGGGACCGGGUGCUGUAGUAUGGGAGCAAACCCACAAGGGUUUCCGGUCGCAGUGCCACCGUUUAGGCCAGUUCAUAGCUAAGCACCCCACUCACCCACGCCACCCCAACCCACCCUUUGAUUUCAACCUGCAAGUUAAUUCAUUGAUUAAUUAGUAAAUGAGAGCUUAAUAUUUUCAUUUUGCUUUACAUAUUGAACAGCA
Messenger RNA from Olea europaea var. sylvestris, 2116 nucleotides. Its product is annotated as protein FAF-like, chloroplastic. Lineage: Eukaryota; Viridiplantae; Streptophyta; Magnoliopsida; Lamiales; Oleaceae. The transcript has a single exon. The coding region runs from base 1469 to 1996 and encodes 175 amino acids. The record is from RefSeq and is a predicted model, not a curated record.